This is a messenger RNA of Lagenorhynchus albirostris (white-beaked dolphin), 1323 nucleotides long. It is a transcript of the gene CFAP96, whose product is annotated as cilia and flagella associated protein 96. Lineage: Eukaryota; Metazoa; Chordata; Mammalia; Artiodactyla; Delphinidae. The record is from RefSeq and is a predicted model, not a curated record. Bases 278 to 1210 code for a protein of 310 amino acids. The transcript has 8 exons. Gene Ontology annotation, cellular component: centrosome.
CUCCACGUAUCCUUCCGUAGGGUUAGUUCUUGGAAUGGACUCUUCCGUAGCUGGGGUAACGCGCCACAAUAAACCCUGAGGCGAGCGGAGCGUGCGGAGCAGCCUCGUAGCGACGUCCAGGGCGGGAAGCGCUCUUGCGGGGCUGGCUCCUGACCUUCUCAGAGGUGACUUGGUCCUCGCAGACGUCAGUGUAGAGUAGGAUUUUGCUAUAGAAGAAGUAGCCCUCAGCGACCCAUUGAAGUUACCUAUAUUGAGCACACCACCACAAGAAGCAACCAUGCCUGUGGAAGGAGGGAAAACAGAUAUGGAGAGGAUUGGGCUCUUCAGUGAGAUGGGAUAUGUUACUGUUGGUGAUAAAUAUGUGCCACAAUUUAAUCGACCGUUUAAUGAAGCUGCAAGCAAAAAUAGACAGAUGCUACCUGGGGGAUCCAAAGAGAUGUCAAAUCUCCAGGCAGGUUAUUUUGAUCCCCAUUUUGUAAGGAUUUUUGAAGGUGAAGGCUACGUAAACCUGAAUCAAGUGAGGAGACGGCAUAUGAUGGAAGAAGCCAAAAAAAAUCUAGGCAAAGCGUUCCUUCCUAGUGAUGGAGAUAAGAAGCCAUGUGGAUUAGGAAGUUACUAUGGAACAAUAGGUAGACCAGUCCCAUUUUUCAGUGCACAAUCAAAACCCAAAGAAAAAUAUGAGCCACCUGGAAAGAAUUUGUACACAAACCCAGGAAAGAAAGGAACUGGAUAUGGCUAUGCAAAUGUUACCAUAGGUAAACAGUUUUCCCACUCUGCUGAUUUCUAUGAUGCAGCAAAACUAAAUGACAAGAAAGAGAAUGAAGAACACCAUCGUUUACUUAAAGGGACACCUUUCAAAUUAAAUCUUUACCCAAGGGAAUAUUUUGAUACCAAUCCUUAUUUGUUUGAGAAACCUUUACCACCAAUUAAAAAAGCAGAGAAGAAAGAAGCACUUGCACACCCUUUUAAGCCCUCUUCUCCUGGUAAAAAGGCUGGUGGAAUGAAGGCAGGAACAUUUGAUUCUUACCCUUCACAUUCUGCUGACCCUUACGGGGUUAAAUUGACAAGCCAUAUUUCCAGCAAAGGUGCUAAGGUUUUCCAUCCACCAGGUGGACCAAAAAGCAGACCAACUGAAAGUAUAAUGACUUUGAAUGUCAAAAGGGCACUAAAUAUGAAGAACUACAAGACUGCUUCAGUACAGUCCUAUUAGCAUCUGGAAGACAAGUAGCCUUAUAAGUCCUGACUACCAAAAAUUCAUUAUCAAGUGCUCAUCACUUGAAAAAAUAUAAGAUAUUGUGGAACAAAUAGCUCAAGCAUUUAAAA